Capronia epimyces CBS 606.96 is the source of this 843-nucleotide messenger RNA. RefSeq names its product H/ACA ribonucleoprotein complex subunit 2. Gene Ontology annotation, cellular component: nucleolus; box H/ACA snoRNP complex. The transcript has 2 exons. Gene Ontology annotation, molecular function: box H/ACA snoRNA binding. The coding region runs from base 1 to 843 and encodes 280 amino acids. The record is from RefSeq and is a predicted model, not a curated record. NCBI's taxonomy places the organism in Eukaryota, Fungi, Ascomycota, Eurotiomycetes, Chaetothyriales, Herpotrichiellaceae. Gene Ontology annotation, biological process: rRNA pseudouridine synthesis; ribosome biogenesis; snRNA pseudouridine synthesis.
AUGGCGAAGGAAAAAUCCACCACGGACGUCAAACUGUCCAAAGAAGAGCGUAAGGCCGCGCGCAAGGCCGAGAAGCAAGCCCGGAAAUCGGAGACUGCGGGCGUGACGAAAGUCAAGUCGGACAAGAAGGAGAAGAAAGAAAGCCGCAAAGCACUGGCGGAGAAGGCGCUGAACGAGCUCGAAGGCGAGAGCUCGCGAAAGGCCAAAAAGGAGAAGAAGGUGCAAAAGGAGGAAGAGAGCGAUGACGACGAUGAGGAAGAUGGCGAAGGCGUGUCCGUCGAGAAGAGUGAGGAUGGCGAUGAAGUCAUGAAAGAGAAUGAUGAGAGCGCGGAUGAGAAGAAAGAGAAGAAGCAGGAGAAAGCAGCCCGACCGAUCGGGGCGCUGGUGCCGUUUGCGAACCCCCUGGCUGACGAGAAGGUCGCGAAGAAGGUGUUCAAAGGCGUUAAGAAAGCUGCCGCACAACGCACGCUCAAACGCGGCGUCAAAGAAGUUGUCAAAGCGCUACGCAAGUCGCCGACAUCGAGUUCCGAUUCAUCGCUUCCAAUCGGCCUCGUCAUCCUCGCCGCCGACAUUUCUCCCAUGGAUGUCAUCAGCCACAUCCCCGUGCUUUGUGAGGACCACAGCAUCCCAUACGUCUACGUGACCAGCCGUGCGGAGCUGGGCACCGCCAGCCAGACCAAACGGCCCACCAGUGUGGUCAUGGUCAGUCGUGAUGUGGGCAAGAAGGCCAAGGACUCCAAGGCGAAAGCCACGGAUGCCGACGCCGACGGUGAGAACUGGGAAGAGACAUACAAGAGCCUGGUCAAGACCGUGGAGCGGGAGGGCCGCCAUGUCAAGAUCUAA